Messenger RNA from Cutaneotrichosporon cavernicola, 792 nucleotides. RefSeq lists its product as uncharacterized. NCBI's taxonomy places the organism in Eukaryota, Fungi, Basidiomycota, Tremellomycetes, Trichosporonales, Trichosporonaceae. Gene Ontology annotation, molecular function: S-adenosylmethionine-dependent methyltransferase activity. The record is from RefSeq and is a predicted model, not a curated record. The coding region runs from base 1 to 792 and encodes 263 amino acids. The transcript is spliced from 4 exons.
AUGACGACUUUUGCCAAAUCCUCCUUUGAUGCAGCAGGCUACCUCACCUCGCGACCAACCUACCCGGCCAAACUAUACGACGUCAUCCUCGCGUACCACCGCGGCGGGUCGACGACCCACGCGUUAGAUAUAGGCUGCGGACCGGGGUUCAUGGCGCGCGCCCUCUUCCCCCACUUCACCAAAGUGUCGGCCCAGGACCCGAGCGAGAAGAUGGUCUCAGUAGGCAUCCAGCCUGACUCUGGGCACAUUGAUUACUCGGUCGGCUCGGCAGAGGACAUGUCUUCGCUCCCCGCAAACUCGGUUGAUCUCGUGGUGGCCGGACAGGCCGCACACUGGUUCGACCAUUCCAAAGUGUGGCCCGAGUUGGCACGGGUGUUGCGGCCGAAAGGAACGGUGGCCUACGUCGGAUAUGGCGAGUUGGAGUUUACGACUCAUCCUCGCGCCACGGCCAUUUUUAGGGAAUUGAUGAGAGGCGAUUUGGGCGGGUAUUGGCCUCAGCCGGGACGGAGUAUCGUCGAAGGUCUUCUUGACCGCGUUCCGUUCCCCGUCAACCCCACCUUGAAUACCGAGACCGAUGCGCUUCUAAGUAAAGUGCCAGACUUGGAGAAGACUGGUAUCCCAAUUGCGGAUAGGAUCGACGAGCCUCCUCCUAUUGCAGGAGAGGGAUGGGACGCGGGUAGCGCGGUACGGAUCAAAUCGUCGACUGAGGGACGUCCACUGGUGACGCGACCUAUUGCGCACAACCUCGUCCAUAGCGAUUUCUCGCACACUCGCACUCUGCUCCCACCAUAA